This is a messenger RNA of Homarus americanus (American lobster), 2033 nucleotides long. Its product is annotated as cationic trypsin-3-like. Gene Ontology annotation, molecular function: serine-type endopeptidase activity. Lineage: Eukaryota; Metazoa; Arthropoda; Malacostraca; Decapoda; Nephropidae. Bases 30 to 1019 code for a protein of 329 amino acids. Gene Ontology annotation, biological process: proteolysis. The transcript is spliced from 8 exons. The record is from RefSeq and is a predicted model, not a curated record.
ACCGUCCCAACUUCCGCUCAAGAACAGUGAUGAGGUCGCUCUCAAGAGUGUUAUGGGUGUGGGCUGCAGUGACCGUAGGUGUUGAAUCCGCCCAGAAAACCCACAAGCACCAGCUUCCGAGGGACUUGGCGCGACCAGAUCGUAUAGUGGGCGGGGAGCCUGUGAAACGAGGUGAGUUCCAGUGGCAGGUGUCGUUACAGUUCAAUGGCCGACAUUUCUGUGGGGGUACUCUCAUCUCCCCGUCCUUAGUGCUCACCGCCGCCCACUGCACCGUAAAUAUUGAAUGUUUAAGCUGGCUUGAUACUGAUUUUCAAGCCCAAAGACAUACUAUACAAACGUCAUAUACAGUGCACACACACAGGCACAUUUUCAACUAUGUGAAGGUGGUGACCGGAGCGUGGGAUCUGUUAGAGAACAACAGGAAGUACAGGGUGGCGAAUGUGUUCCCCGCACCGUACAACCCCCUCAACUUCUCUAAUGAUAUCGCUCUCCUCAAGCUCCAAGUCGAUAACAUGGACCCUGAUGCCAGAGCUGGCCAUGGCGGAGUACCCAUCGCCUUGGAGACACGUAAAGAGGCUGAAAUAGGUCAACGGUGUACGAUCUCCGGAUGGGGGAAGGUGGCGCAAUCAGGCAAUCUACCACACAUUCUCCUCGCUGCUGACGUAAAGCUGAAGAGCGACGCUGACUGCAUCAAGAAGUUCUCCAAACACAACUAUCCCGUGUACUCCAGUAACCUGUGCGCCGGUGGGGAAGAAAGGGACGCCUGUCAGGGUGAUUCCGGAGGACCACUGGUGUGCUGCAGCGAGUCGACCAGGAAGGUAGGGUCGUGCAGGUUGGCGGGGAUCACGUCGUGGGGCAUCGGGUGCGCUACCAAGGGCUUCCCCGGAGUGUACACGGAGGUGGCAUACUUCGUGAACUGGACGAGACACACCAUCUUCACCAAUUAUGGCGAGCAAGAGCUGAAGAGUGUCAAAUUCUUCGUGUUAAAUGACGAGGAGACGGAUCCCAAAGACAUUUAAUAACAGGGGAAAGAUGUCACCCACAAACGCAUUAAUAAUACAAAUAAAACGGGAAUUUGCUAACAAAGAUGACACCAAGAAAAAUAAUGUUCCACCGGAAGAUGCAGGAAAGUUAUCCCACGAGAAUAGUGUUCUAGGUAAAGAAAAGAAACAAAAUAUAUAUAUUUACAGAUGUCCUGUAGGGUUACAUGACAUCCACUACAGUCCUUUCUGGAAGAGAAUCUCAGGCCUGUCUCCAACGUCUGAUUUGUCAUAAAGAAUAUAAUCGAGAAUGCUGUUGUCCUAUGAAUUUUGCUUGAUAAUUAUGUCUUCUGAUGAUUUUCCGCGUUUUAUCUAAAUAUUUUUUUCUUCAAAAUUACCAACUUAUUGAAUUACUGACAUACGAUGGCAAAUAAAUAUUAUUUACAAUUCGACUGCAGACAUUUUUUUUUAUCUCUGUUAAGUCGGGUUCUUUAAAAAAAAUACAUCCUCACAUACGUCAUCAUAAACUCUGCGCAAUAUUCAAUAAGUUUCCAAAAUAUAAGCAAGUGUUGGUAAAUGUAGCAUUAUUAAUCUAUCCUCAAAAGUCAACUACUUGAAGAGCUUGUACUUGUCUUUACACAUUCUCUCUCUCUAGUCUCAAUAUUUUAACUAAAUAUGGACAUUACACCCGACAUGCUGUCUGACGAGCGCUACAAAUAAUCAUCAGUAGAGAACACUAUUCCUUAAUGAAUAAAAACAAAAAUAAAACUAGUUGCUACAGAGGUCAGCAAAACAGUCAUCAAUAAGAAUAGUGUUGUCAGCUUAUAAAUUUACGAAGUGGAAAGAAAUUUAUCAACUGUUAGAGCAAGUUCAAUUUAAGACAGAGGAAAAUAGUAAGAAAAUGGCCAGAAACAUCACAGGUAACGGAAGAGUACACACUGAAAAGCAGCGCGACAUCUGUAGAAGUCGACUAUUCAUGAUCAUAAUAGAUACAUUCCCAGUAAGCAAAGUGGACAAGUAUUCGUUAAUGUGAAAUAAACUGCAAAAUGAUAA